ACCGCCCGCCCUUCAGCGCCCUCUGGUGGGCGCCGUGCGGCAGUGCCGGGGCGGAGCCGGGGCGGAGCGGCCGGGUCCCGGUGCGGCGGGCGCAGCCAUGUCCUUCUGCGCCUUCCUAGGGGGAGAGGUGUUCAAGGACCACUUCCAACCGGGCAUCUACGUCUGUGCCAAGUGUGGCCAUGAGCUGUUCUCCAGCCGAUCGAAGUACGAGCACUCGUCCCCGUGGCCAGCGUUCACCGAGACCAUCCAUGAGGACAGCGUGGCCAAGCGCCUGGAGCGGCCGGGGGCCUUAAAGGUGUCUUGUGGCAAGUGCGGCAACGGGCUCGGCCAUGAGUUCCUCAAUGAUGGUCCCCAGAGGGGCCAGUCCCGCUUCUGAAUAUUCAGCAGCUCGCUGAAGUUCAUCCCAAAAGGCAAAGCAGACAAGGACCUGAAGGAGAAGUAAGCACAACCCUGCUCUGCCUGCGCACUGCUCUUGGGCUCAUCCUGCGUUCACCUUGGGGUGCUCCAUCCAGUCAAGGGGACAUCACCAGCAAGAGAAUGCUCUUGGUGUCCCCGGGCUGGUUCCUUCUCUGUGCUGCUCUGAUUUGGGGUGCUGGGAGGAGCAGGGGGGGGGUAAGGGGAAAAUGGGGGUGCUGGAGCUGUGUGCUUGCUGGCUCGGUUGUGAGCUGCACCUAAGGGUGUUUCACACGACUUGGGGUGACGCAAAGGCUGCAGCCCUUCAUUGUACCCACCCUUACCCCCUCUGUUCUCCCCAGCAUCCCUCUGCCUCUAUCAGGGUCCAUGGGAGCAGCUCAUGUGCCUGACGUGGCACUGAUGCAACCCAGAGCUGCUCCUCUGGCAUUUCCAGGGAAUAGCUCUGGAUUAGCUGAGGUCAAAGUCUGGGUUAAUCCCUGGUGCUAUUCUAGGCUGGGAUCAUGGUAUGAACUGCCCUAUAUAAACCCUGCCAGGGUGCUAGGGCGAGGAUGGGUUUAUGAUCCCACUAGACAGCAGGCAGGUAUUUUACCCCUCAUCUUGCACACAGGUCUCAAUCCCCCACGUCCUCUGGGCUCGGUUCUCACUUGGCCUUACACCAGAUUUAUCACUGUGCUGUGAACUCCAGUGGCACCAAUGGUUCCCCAGUGCAAGGGAGG
Messenger RNA from Neopsephotus bourkii (Bourke's parrot), 1130 nucleotides. RefSeq names its product methionine sulfoxide reductase B1 (gene MSRB1). The transcript is spliced from 4 exons. The record is from RefSeq and is a predicted model, not a curated record. Lineage: Eukaryota; Metazoa; Chordata; Aves; Psittaciformes; Psittacidae. Gene Ontology annotation, molecular function: peptide-methionine (R)-S-oxide reductase activity.